Dermacentor andersoni is the source of this 647-nucleotide messenger RNA. RefSeq lists its product as uncharacterized. The record is from RefSeq and is a predicted model, not a curated record. NCBI's taxonomy places the organism in Eukaryota, Metazoa, Arthropoda, Arachnida, Ixodida, Ixodidae.
AAUGGCAGCGGCUGCUGUGCACGAUUGGAUCCACGCUCAACUCGUCAGACAUGUUCCCGGAUGAUGGAUUGUGCGAUUACAUGUUCUACGACUCUGUCUACAAGAGAGGCCCCGCGCAGUUUGAACCCAACAACGUGGAGGCCGCCUUGAGCAUCUUUUUGGGCGAACGUCCGAAUAUGCACGACACCAAGUUCGGCAUCGGCUUCGCGCACAAGUACAGGCACGAGCUGAAGUUACAACUCUCCGCGAAUGGUGAAGCCACGCCGCUCAUGCUGCAGUACUUCUGGGACCGAAAUAUUUGCGACUUUGGCAUCCUGGACACUCCGACAAAUGGUCUCGACGAAACUUCCUUGGAAGAAAUGUUAGAAAGCCUCAAGAUGCUACACGACUUCUCAAUAAGCCAGAGAUCUCAGGGCAAAAGCUGCCACAUUGUUUUUGCCGGGCCAGCUGCGGACACAAGCUUGGAAAACAUCUACUUCGAAAAAUUUUCGAAGAUCUUCACGCCGGACGUUGUCGUCAUCCUGAGCCACUACGGCCAGGGUGACAACACGUUGCAGUACUGCCACGUCAUGCCGCCAACGGUGCUGACGAGGCCUCCAGCACUCGGUACCAGUCGCGGCUACAAAGAAGAUCUGUGUUCUCAGUAA